Messenger RNA from Andrographis paniculata, 1706 nucleotides. RefSeq names its product cytochrome P450 CYP82D47-like. NCBI's taxonomy places the organism in Eukaryota, Viridiplantae, Streptophyta, Magnoliopsida, Lamiales, Acanthaceae. Gene Ontology annotation, molecular function: iron ion binding; monooxygenase activity; heme binding. The record is from RefSeq and is a predicted model, not a curated record. The transcript has 2 exons. Gene Ontology annotation, biological process: defense response to other organism. Bases 38 to 1591 code for a protein of 517 amino acids.
AAAUUAAGGCAUAAUAUCAUCGAACCAAAUAUAAACCAUGGAGUUAUUUUUCAUUGUCGGAGCAGUCACAAUUGUCUUAAUCCUUAUUUCCUAUUAUGCAUUCUCUUCUUCAAUUUUCCUCAAUCCCAAAUCCUGCUCAAGAAACCGGCGGCCGCCGGAAGCCGGCGGCGCGUGGCCCAUCACGGGCCAUCUGCACAUCAUGAACAACGGAUCACCCGACAAGCUCCCGCACCUAACCUUAACGGCCAUGGCCGAAUCGUACGGUCCGAUCUUCGAAAUCCGGCUCGGCGCCAGGCGAGCCGUCAUCGUCAGCGGCUUGGAAUUGGUAAAGGAAAUAUACACCACGUGUGACGUGGCGGCGGCGUCCCGACCGAGAAUCAUGUCGGCAGAAAUCCUCGGCUUCAACUCGGCAAUGUUCGGCUUCAGCCAAUACGGCCCGUAUUGGCGCGAGCUGCGGAAGCUGAUCGCAGUCGAUCUCCUGUCCAGCCGCGGGCUCCACAUACAGCGGCACGUGCUCGUGUCCGAGACUGCGCAGUCUGUCCGAGAACUGUACGGUCUUUGGAACGAGAGGAAGAACGCGUCGGGAAGUGCUCCGGUGGAGAUUAGGGAUUGGGUCGGGAAUCUGAAUCUGAACGCAGUUUUGAGGAUUGUUGUCGGGAAGAGAUAUUUCGUCUCCGGCGGUGACAUAGCCGAGGCGAGACAUUGCCGGAAAGUGCUGAGGACAUUCUUUUACCUCAUCGGAGUUCUGACGAUCGGAGAUGUCCUGCCGUAUCUCCGGUGGCUCGACCUCGGCGGAUUCCGGAAGAAGAUGAAGGAGACGUCCCGGGAAUUGGAUACACUCGCCGCGAAAUGGUUGUCAGAACAUCGCGCCACCGCCGCCGCCGAUGGCAAGCAAGAGGAUUUCAUGGAUGUAAUGAUUGGAGUCGUCAAAAGUGCAAAGCUUGGAAGCGAGUACGAUGAAGACACCAUAAUCAAAGCCACUUGCUCGAAUUUGAUUUCGGGAAGUGACACGAACACAGUGAUGUUAGUAUGGUCGCUGUCUCUAUUACUGAACAAUCCAAAAGAGCUAAAGAAAGCCCAGCAAGAACUCGACGAGAAAGUCGGGAGAGAGCGGCGCGUGGAGCUGUCGGACAUGAGCAACCUCGUAUACCUCGAAGCCAUAGUGAAAGAGUGUCUCCGGCUGUACCCGGCGGCGCCGUUGAGUGCGGUACGAGAAUUCAGUGAGGACUGCAACGUGGGAGGCUACGAAAUAGAGAAAGGCACGAUGCUCUUCGUCAACAUAUGGAAGUUGCAGAGGGACCCGCAGCUUUGGGAGGAGCCCGACAAGUUCUUGCCGGAGAGGUUUCUUACCACCGCCGGCCAUAGGGAUUUCCAGUGGAUCCCGUUCGGCGGCGGCCGGAGAAUCUGCCCCGGUGUGAAUUUGGCGUUGGAGAUGAUGAAGCUGGUGAUUGCCAAUUUGGUGCAAGGAUUUGACAUUUCGACGCUGGACGAUGAACCCGUUGACAUGGCUGGGAGUUUUGGGUUGACCAUAUCCAAAGCCGGCCCAUUGAAUGUUCUUGUUUCCCCUAGACUGCCUGCUUCUCUUUACUAAAUAUCGUAUGUAUAUUGUGAAAAUUGAAUAAAUUGUUACUUUUUCCCCAUUGAAAAUUAAAUCAAAUAAAGCAAUUUUGGCUGCAAAAAAUAAUAAUAGACAUAUUUACAAUAUA